CUGCCCUUGAACUCACAGAGAUCCACCUGGCUCUGCCUCCCGAGUGCUGGGAUUAAAGGCGUGCGCCACCACUGCCCGGCUCUGUUUUAUUUUUCAAGACAGGGUUUCUCUGUGUAGCCCUGGCUGUCCUGGAACUGGAUCUGUAGACCAAGCUGACUGGAACUCAGAGAUCUGCCUGCCUCUGCCUCCCAAGUGCUGAGAUUAAAAGCAUGUGCCACCAUGCCCGGCCAGGCAUCUUUAUCUUAUUCCUGCUAAUCACAUGGUUUCUGGCAAUAGUUCUGACACUGCACCUCUUUCAGAAGCAUCCAUAGAAAGCCCCAGUGUGGUUAUACCUGCAAUCCUCCUUUCAAGACCAACCUUACUGAAGGCCAACCUUAACUACAUGAGUCUGUGUGUCAAAAGCCCAAGCUAACUGUCAUGAUGCAUGCCUAUAAUCCCAAUAUUUAGGAGGCUGAGACAGAAGGAGCAGAGCUUGAGACACACUCAACUACAUAUGGCCAUCUUUUAAAAAAAAAUGCUAUGACUUUGCCACAACUGGCAGUUGAUAGCAGCAGUCAGCUGGUGAUGGAAGCAGAAUCGAGGCUGAGGUGACUACACACCUAUUUCUCUAUGGACCUCUAGUUUGCAGAAUCUGGUAAAAAAAAGAAAGAUCUCAAGAAAUGCCAGAUCUGUCCUGGCAUUAUAAUGCCACUCUGCUUAUUCCAAGCAAUUCCUGUCUUUAUAGCCCCAAGAUCAAUGUAGGAGUCCUAUAAAGCCCACUUUAGAGCUGUUUCUAUUUCCAGAGUCUUGCUAGGAGUACACUUUCUCUGCAGAGGCCUUCUUCAUAUGACGGGGAAAAGUACUGUGCACACAGGCUUACUGUCUUUUUUUUAAUAUUUAUCUUUAUUUUUGUGUAUGUGCCUGGGUACCUGUAUGUUUAUCAUGUGUAUGAAGUUGCCCUAGGAGGCCAGAAGGUUCUCUUGGCGCUGGAGUUACAGGCAGUUGUGAACUCUCCAUUGUGGGUUCUGGUGAACUAAACCCAGGUCCUCUGCAAAAGCCAAAAGGUGAUCUUAACUACUGAGCUCUCUCUCCAGCCCCCAGGCUUCCUUUCAUGUCCAGGUGCCAGUCAGCCUCAGGGUCAGCCAUAGUAUUGUAGACAGAUGCACUAAUCUCUCCUUAGGACCCCACCCCUCAACCCAACUGCUAUUUCCCUAAGACUAAACCCUAGAGCUGAUGUUAAUUCACACAAGUUUUCAAAAAGUUUGGCUGUAUGUAGCAAGACCAAAAACAUAUUUAUGCUUUUUGACCCAAACAACCCCAUUUCUGGGAAUCUGUCCUAAGGGCAUUCUGCAAAUGAUUGAUGGAAAGCCUGUGUAGUAACAUGAAAUAUUUAUGAUUCAGUGAUUAAAAAGUCUGGAAGAUUGAGCAAGAGGCUAGCCAAAUGUGUUAGCGGUAUCAGAAUAAUAGAUUUAUUGCAGUCUUUUUCCCCCCCAAACUUUGUUUUGUUUGUUUUCUGAGACAGGGGCUCUCUAGGUAGCCCUGGCUGGCCCAGAGCUCUCUAUGUAGACCAGGUUGGGGCCUGGAACUCACAAGAGAUCCACCUCCCUCUGCCUCCUAAGUGCUGGGAAUAAAGGUAUAUGCCACCAUGCCCAGCUUCUUUCCCAAACUUUCCGUAUUAGUUAUUGAUUUUUACCCUCCUAUGCCAUAUCAGAGUUUAUCAACCAGGAGCAAACAGAACAGCACAAUCAGAUGGGAAAGCUAGACAUUUAACAAACAAGCUCUCUUCUCAUCUCCUGUCAUUUACACCUGGUUUCUUCAACUCUUAUUGUUGAGCACCACUCACUUUCUAGCAGGGGAAAGACUUUCAGUUGCUGUGCAUAAGUUAUGUCAUCACAAAUACAAUAAUAAGACAGGCCGAGCCAAUACAGGCCUGUAUAAUCCCUGAACUUGAGAGGUGGAGGCAAUAGGGCCAGGAGUUCAAGAUCAACCUGAGCUACCUGAGAACUUGUCUCUAAAAAACAUUUUUAAUUAAAAUUUUAAAGAUACAGUACACAAAUAAACUGAGUGUUAAUAAGAACCAUAAAGAAAAAAAGCAAUUAUCCACCAAGAGCGAAAGGGAGUCAAGGAAGUCUUCCAAAAGUUUGGACUGAUUGAUUCAAGUUCAGGUUUGAAGUUUAUCUGCCAAGACAAAGGGGCCCCAACAUGUACAAAGGCAAGAAUACGUGAACAACAUGGUGGGUUUAGGAAAUUACUGAGGGCAAUUCGGGACGGGACGGCAGCUGAGUGGGUGUGAGGCACUUAUGAGAGAAAAGGCUUUCGUUAUAGUUGGAUGGUGCAGGGUCCUGGGCUUUGGAACAAUCGUGAGAUUUGCAUUUUAGAGCGAUGACUCUGGCCUACAUGGAGAGAGUGGAAAGGAGGUCUUUGGGGUUGCGCUGGGUCAGGAAAAAAGGGUGGCCCAAAGGGGACCAGCACACUCCCUUUCUCAACAUCCUGACUGACACUUGGCCAGCGACUAGCGCCUCCAGGAUCUCCCCCCCUUCUCCUCCCCUUGGGCCCCCGCGGGCGGGCAGGCGAGCUAGGGAGGCGAGGCAAGGGGUGGCCCUGCCUGGGUGGUCUCCUGCCCCGCCCCCUGCGGCGCCGUUACCUAGCAACGGAUCCGGCAGCCGGGCUGCGGGUAAUUUGCGGCCCGCUCAGCCAAUGGGAGGGCGUCACCCCGGCCCGCUCCUUUUUCUGAGACUCCUGCUGCUUCCCGAGACCCGCAGUCGCCACCUUGAGCUGUGAGGUGCUUCUCAGCCAGCCGGUUCCACCCACACGCGGAGCCCACUCUGGACCGCGGCCCACGGAUCCAGCGGGACUUAGCGCUGCGGGCCUGCACCACCCCGCACCGCCGCUCCAGGCUGCUCCUGUGCGUCUGCACCCGCGUCUCACCCACGACCGCACGUUCGCGACCCCUAGGAAUCCCCAGCCGAAUCCCCCAGACGGCACAAGGGGCCGAGCUAACCUAUGGCCGCGCUCAGAUAACGCAGGUUGGGGGCGUUCGCGCCCCCCAUCCUCACCAGCAUGGUUCGGCCGCUGACCCUUGGAGAGCUGCCUCCAGGCUACACACCUCCAGCUCGGUCCGCAGCUCCUCAGAUCCUAGCUGGAAGCCUGCAGGUUCCUCUCUGGCUUCGCGCUUACUUCCAAGGCCUACUCUUCUCCCUGGGGUGCAGGAUCCAGAGACACUGUGGCAAAGUGCUCUUCCUGGGACUGGUAGCCUUUGGGGCUCUGGCACUGGGUCUCCGAGUGGCCGUAAUUGAGACAGACUUGGAGCAGCUUUGGGUAGAAGUGGACAGCCGGGUGAGCCGGGAGCUGCAUUACACCAAAGAGAAACUGGGAGAGGAGGCUGCCUACACCUCUCAGAUGUUGAUUCAGACUGCACGCCAGGAAGGGGGAAGCGUCCUCACCCCCGAGGCCCUGGGCCUUCACCUCCAGGCAGCCCUCACAGCCAGUAAAGUACAAGUGUCACUUUAUGGGAAGUCCUGGGAUUUGAAUAAAAUCUGCUACAAGUCAGGCGUUCCGCUUAUUGAAAAUGGAAUGAUUGAGCGGAUGAUUGAGAAGCUGUUUCCAUGUGUGAUCCUCACCCCGCUUGACUGCUUCUGGGAGGGAGCCAAACUCCAAGGAGGCUCUGCCUACCUGCCGGGCCGUCCUGAUAUCCAGUGGACCAACCUGGAUCCCCAGCAGCUGCUAGAGGAGCUGGGCCCCUUCGCCUCUCUGGAAGGCUUCCGGGAGCUGCUCGAAAAAGCACAGGUGGGCCAGGCCUACAUGGGGCGACCUUGUCUGGACCCUGAUGACCAGCACUGCCCUCCUAGUGCCCCCAACUACCACAGCAGGCAGGCUCCCAAUGUGGCUCAAGAGCUGAGUGGGGGCUGCCAUGGCUUCUCCCACAAGUUCAUGCAUUGGCAAGAGGAACUGCUGCUGGGAGGCACAGCCAGAGAUCUCCACGGACAGCUGCUGAGGGCAGAAGCCUUGCAGAGCACCUUCCUGCUGAUGAGUCCCCGCCAGCUGUAUGAGCACUUCCGGGGUGACUACCAGACUCACGACAUUGGCUGGAGUGAGGAGCAGGCCAGCACAGUGCUACAGACCUGGCAGAGGCGCUUUGUGCAGCUAGCCCAGGAGGCUCUGCCUGCCAAUGCAUCCCAGCAGAUCCACGCCUUCUCCUCCACCAGCCUGGACGAUAUCCUGCUCGAGUUCUCUGAAGUCAGUGCCCCCCGUGUGGCGGGAGGCUAUCUGCUCAUGCUGGCCUACGCCUGUGUGACGAUGCUACGGUGGGACUGUGCCCAGUCCCAGGGUGCCGUAGGUCUUGCUGGGGUGUUGCUGGUGGCCCUGGCAGUGGCCUCAGGCCUUGGACUUUGUGCCCUGCUCGGCAUCACUUUCAAUGCUGCUACUACUCAGGUCCUGCCCUUUUUGGCUCUGGGCAUCGGCGUGGAUGACAUAUUCCUGCUGGCACAUGCCUUCACAAAGGCCCCACCUGACACCCCUCUCCCAGAGCGCACGGGUGAAUGCUUGCGGCGCAUGGGCACCAGUGUCGCACUCACAUCCAUCAACAACAUGGUCGCUUUCUUCAUGGCUGUCCUGGUCCCCAUUCCUGCACUGCGGGCUUUCUCCCUCCAGGCAGCCAUAGUGGUCGGCUGCAACUUUGCAGCCGUGAUGCUUGUCUUCCCAGCCAUCCUCAGCCUCGACCUGCGCCGCCGCCACCGCCAGCGCCUAGAUGUUCUCUGCUGCUUUUCUAGCCCCUGCUCUGCUCAAGUCAUUCAGAUCCUGCCCCAGGAGCUGGGGGACAGAACAGUACCAGUGGGCGUCGCCCACCUGACUGCCACGGUGCAAGCUUUUACCCACUGCGAAGCCAGCAGCCAGCACGUAGUUACCAUCUUGCCUCCUCAAACCCACCUGAUGUCCCCACCUUCCGACCCACUGGGCUCUGAGCUCUACAGCCCUGGAGGGUCCACACGGGACCUUCUAGGCCAGGAGGAGGGGACAAGGCCGAAAGCAGCCUGCAAGUCCCUGCUCUGUGCCCACUGGACUCUUGCCCAUUUUGCCCGCUAUCGGCUUGCACCCUUACUGCUCCAGACACAAGCCAAGGCCCUGGUGCUGGCGAUCUUUGGGGCACUUUUGGGCCUGAGCCUCUAUGGAGCCACGUUGGUACAAGAUGGGCUGGCCCUGACAGAUGUGGUACCUCGGGGCACCAAGGAGCAUGCCUUCCUGAGCGCCCAGCUCAGGUACUUCUCCCUGUAUGAGGUGGCCUUGGUGACCCAGGGUGGCUUUGACUACGCCCACUCCCAACGCGCCCUGUUUGAUCUGCACCAGCGUUUCAGCUCCCUCAAGGCCGUGUUGCCCCCGCCCGCCACCCAGGCGCCCCGCACCUGGCUGCACUACUACCGCAGCUGGCUGCAAGGUAUCCAGGCGGCCUUUGACCAGGACUGGGCUGCCGGACGCAUUACCCGCCACUCUUACCGAAACGGCUCUGAAGAUGGCGCCCUGGCUUACAAACUGCUCAUCCAAACCGGGAAUGCCCAGGAGCCUCUGGAUUUCAACCAGCUGACCUCAAGGAAACUGGUGGACAAGGAGGGACUGAUUCCACCAGAACUCUUCUACAUGGGGCUAACUGUGUGGGUGAGCAGUGACCCCCUGGGCCUAGCAGCCUCUCAGGCCAACUUCUACCCCCCACCUCCCGAAUGGCUGCACGACAAAUACGAUACCACUGGGGAGAACCUUCGCAUCCCAGCAGCCCAGCCUUUGGAGUUUGCCCAGUUCCCCUUUCUGUUGCAUGGACUCCGAAAGACUGCAGACUUUGUGGAAGCCAUCAAAGGGGCCCGGGCGGCGUGCUCAGAGGCAGGCCAGGCAGGAGUGCGUGCCUACCCCAGUGGCCCCCCCUUCCUCUUCUGGGAGCAGUACCUGGGGCUGCGGCGCUGCCUCCUGCUGGCGGUCUGCAUCUUGCUGGUGUGCACCUUCCUGGUCUGUGCUCUGCUGUCACUCAAUCCGUGGACAGCCGGCCUCAUAGUGCUGGUCCUGGCGAUGAUGACUGUGGAGCUCUUUGGUAUCAUGGGAUUCCUGGGCAUCAAGCUGAGUGCCAUCCCUGUGGUGAUCCUUGUGGCCUCUGUAGGCAUUGGUGUUGAAUUUACAGUUCACGUGGCUCUGGGCUUCCUGACCACCCAGGGUAGCCGGACCCUGCGGGCUGCUUGCGCUCUAGAGCAAACAUUCGCCCCUGUGGCCCAUGGGGCCGUCUCCACGUUGCUGGGUCUGCUCAUGCUCGCUGGUUCCAACUUCGACUUCAUUAUAAGGUACUUCUUCAUGGUGCUGACAGUGCUAACCCUCUUGGGCCUGCUCCAUGGACUCGUGCUGCUGCCUGUACUGCUCUCCAUCCUGGGCCCCCCACCACAGGUGGUACAGAUGUACAAGGAGAGCGCACAGGUCCUAAGCCCUGCAGCUCCACUGGGAGGAGGUGGGCUCAGGUGGGGCAUGCCCCCUACCCUGCCCCAGAGUUUUGCCAGAGUGACUACCUCCAUGACUGUGGCCCUCCACCCACCACCACUACCUGGAGCCUACAUUCACCCAGCCUCUGAUGAGCCCACGUACUCCCCCGCUGCCACCCUAGCCGCUGACACCUCUGGCAGCCUCAGGACUGGAGGACCAGGACCGGGUCCAGCCACUGAGUGAAAGAGCAUCUGAAUCGCAGAGACCCUACGUGACGUCACUGGGAAGCAAUGGGUGUGGUGUGAAAUGCACGAUGGACCCCUGGAAGGCCCUAUGCUGCUCGCUGCUUCUCCUCCCCUGACUCGGCCACCCCACACUUACACCCAAAGAGAACAGCUACUGCUUGGCUGAGAGCCUCCUAACGCAUAGGCCUCAUGGAACGUAUGUGUGUCCAGGUUGGGGUGAAAGGCGCAUUCUAGCUGCAGUGCAGCCCUGUCUUCUGCCCCACACAGUCACCUCAGCGGACCAAGCCUGAGGGUGCUUAGCACACUCUCCCAGGCCUCGCCCUUCAUUGCUUGGUGACUCCUAAGGAGGCCUUCUGUACCUCUUCCCACCUCCUGCCAUAUAAAUUAUUUAUACGAAGAUGUUUAUUUUUGUAUAUAGAUGCUAUUGCUGCUGAAAGUUUUAUUUUUAAAGAGUAAAAUAUAUUCUAUACAAACUCCUUU
Peromyscus californicus insignis is the source of this 7154-nucleotide messenger RNA. It is a transcript of the gene Ptch2, whose product is annotated as patched 2. NCBI's taxonomy places the organism in Eukaryota, Metazoa, Chordata, Mammalia, Rodentia, Cricetidae. The transcript has 22 exons. Gene Ontology annotation, cellular component: plasma membrane. Gene Ontology annotation, biological process: smoothened signaling pathway. The record is from RefSeq and is a predicted model, not a curated record. Bases 3040 to 6672 code for a protein of 1210 amino acids. Gene Ontology annotation, molecular function: smoothened binding; hedgehog family protein binding; hedgehog receptor activity.